Bactrocera dorsalis (oriental fruit fly) is the source of this 9914-nucleotide messenger RNA. RefSeq names its product myeloid zinc finger 1 (gene jim). Gene Ontology annotation, molecular function: DNA-binding transcription factor activity, RNA polymerase II-specific; RNA polymerase II cis-regulatory region sequence-specific DNA binding. Gene Ontology annotation, biological process: regulation of transcription by RNA polymerase II. The record is from RefSeq and is a predicted model, not a curated record. Gene Ontology annotation, cellular component: PcG protein complex; nucleus; transcription regulator complex. The coding region runs from base 3745 to 6345 and encodes 866 amino acids. The transcript has 9 exons. Lineage: Eukaryota; Metazoa; Arthropoda; Insecta; Diptera; Tephritidae.
UUCGAUUUUUGCCGCGCUCGUUCAGCUUCAGUACGUCGUUCACAUUUAAUCCGUUCGGUGCUUUUUGACUGUUUGGAACCUUUUUAAUAAUUACGUUGAAACGUUGUUGAUUCUUAUUAAAUAUUGUUUUGUUGAAUCUGAGGACGAACAAAAACAAAAACAACUCCCAAUCAAAGUCAAGGAAACCAAACAUAUGGCAAGACAACUCUAGGACAAACAACAAAAAAGGAAUACCUAAAAAAACCAACAAAAAACAAAUUAAAAAAGAAAACAACAAAUCGCGAAAACAACAACAAAAAAGGAACUUAUGUGCAAUCGUUUUGUUUUUGUAUUAACUUAAUUAAUUAACUAAAUAAUUUGUAAAUAACUAAUAAUUUAAGUUAAUUUUAGUUUGCUUUGGUUUCUUAUAAAUGCGUUCAAACUAACGAAAGAGGAAAACCAAAAAAAAAAACAACGGUAAAUCAAAAAAUUACAAAUUUUUCAAAUAAAAAGAACGCUCAGUUUCAUUACAUUCAGUUACAAAUACAACAAAAAAGUGAUUUUCUGUUAGUUUCUCAAAAUUUAACAAACAAAAUUUACAACAAAAUUUGGAUUACAACUACAACAACUACAACAACAACAACUGCAACCACAACAACCCCAAAAUAAAUAAAACUAAAAACAAAAUAAUAACAAUAAUAAUAAAAAAGCAACAAAUAUAAACCAACAAACACACAACACAACUACAACAACAACUAAAAACAAACUACAGCUACAAUCGCAACAACCAAUAACAAGGAUAACAAAACGCAACUACAACUACUACUACAGCAGCAAUAAAAUAAUAACAGUAACAAUAAUAAAAGCAACAACAAACAACCUACAACAGCAACAACAACAAAAAUAAAUAUAAUAUAUACAAACUUAACAAGCAAACAACUAAUAAAAGUUUAUAAAUAAAUAAAUCCGCAACUAAGCAAUAAACCAAACCAACUCCCCCCAAAAACAAAACACAACAACAAUAACAUAGUAACCAACGAAAAGCAAGCAGCAGCAACAAAAGUAAAAACCACGUAGAAAUCAUUUGGCAAAAGCAACAAUUACAAAAUUUAAGCAGUUAAAACAACAACAACAACAAUAACAGUAAUAGUAACAACAACAAUAGCAACAGUAACAGCAACAACAACCGAAAAAACCGCAAUAGUAAAUAGUAACGAACAAAAUAAAUGCAAUAAAACAAGAACAACCACAACAAAUACAAAUAUUUAAUUAAAUAAUAAUUAAACUAAAUAAAGCAGAAUUUCUAAACAAAAAGCAUAAAUAAUAAUACAGCGCAGAUACCGUUAAAAACCCGUGAAAUAGCAUACAAUACAAGCGAACCCAAAACUAAAACAAACAACAACAAAAAAUAGUCUCAAAAUUUGCAACAAUAAAACGAAUUAACGGCAACAAUUAAUAAAACAAAUCAAACAACAACAACAACAGUAAGAAAAACAGUGCAAAAAAAAAAACAAAAAACUACAACAGCAGCAACAAACAAACCGGUUAACCAGCAAAUCAAACAAAAAAUAAAAUAAACAGGAAAAAAAUAGCAAAUCGAAAUAGCCAAAAUUUGUUAAAUUUUUAAACAAAAUUUCAAUUCUGGACGCAAAUUGUAAGAAAUUUGAACAUUUUAAUGAAAAACUUUUAGUUCGGUAAUUUUUCGUGUUUAAAAUUUUGUUCUGAACUGUUCUGAACACGAGUGUCAAAAAAGCCAAAAACAACAACAACAAAAAAAAAACAACAAACAUAUGUGAAGAACAACAAAAAUUUAAGAGCUAAAAGCGUAAAUAAUGAACAAAAAAGCUUGAAAGCAAAAAGUUUGUAUGCAAAAAAUUGCCCAAAAGAGAAUAACAAGCGAAUAGUGUUGGCCAAAAUAAAUAAAUAAAAAUAUAUAAAAAAUAUAUUUCUUCCGAGUGUUGAAAACCAGCGUGAAAAGUGUACGCUUUGAUAGCGGUGCAUAUAGUGAGAACACAAGAAAAAACAAAUUUUCGAACGGUUUUGCGUCGAAAACGCGCGGUAAGAAACUUUUUUUUUAAACAAAAGCCGUUUCGAAAGUUUGCACGGCGCUUUUCAGCACACAGAAAACGCUAUUUCGAAAGCGUACGGUAUCAAUAGUUUAGCGCGGUCAAAAGCGUUUUUUAAAAAGCUUUUAAAGACCGGUUGCCAGCGUUUAAAAGUGCAAGUGCUUAAGCACAGCUGCGUGAAAAAGUGAAAUCAAACGCAAUUAGUGCAACAAACAACACAGUUGCCAGUAUUAUACCGAAACAAAUUGCUUGAAAGCAAAUUUAUAGAAAACUAUAAAAGUCUUGUAUACAAAACAAAAAAACUUUUUGCAAAAAAAUUUUGGACACAAAUUUUUAGCGUUAGUUAAAAGUCAUGGAUUCUCUGUGCGAAAAAACCAAAUGAAAAUUGCAUAAAAUAAACACACACUCACCCACAAAAAAAAAUUAAAGAAAUAUACAAAAAUUUUAUUAAUGUAUUGUGGCACAAAAUAAAAUAAAAAACACAAAAAUAGUUUCGGAACAAAAAACAAAAAUAAAUAUUCCAUUUGUAUGCGUAAACUAUUAACGAAACACAAAAAUAAUAAUAUUUCAUGAAUUAUAACUAUGUCAAAUCAUAAUAGCGGCAAGCAAACAUAAAUAAGUAGUAGUCGAGUUUUUCAUAUAGAAUUGUGCGCGAAAAAAUUACUAUUUCAAAAGUCUAAAACUGGCGUAACAACAAAAAGAAAAUCCAGAAAAUUAAAGCUACAAAUUGCGGCAACUUUUUCGAACGGAUUUAAAAAGUAAACAAAACAGCACACAUUUGCACAUAAAAAUAUACAAAAUAUUUUGGCAACAAAAAUAUAUCAAAUCAAUAUCAACUGCAACAGAGGAGUCUACGGAAUAGAUCGAACAACGCUGCACCGUCUACACUUGUGAAACAAUAUUGUCCAGCACGGUGUGGGACACAGUUUUGUACCAGCAGACAACAACUACAAACUGGCAAGCGGUUUUAAAUUCCAAAAACAACAACGAAAUUUGAAGAAAAUUUCAUGAAAAGCGAGAGAUUUUAACUUUAGAUACAAAAACACAGCAAUUUUGGACUAAGAUUAAAGAUUUUUUAGCGAGAGAACAUAAAGAAAUAACAAUUAGAGUGUAAAGGCAAAUAAAAUAAAAAUAUAAACACAAAAAUCAUAAAACAAAAACAACAGAGCAUUAAAUUUAAUAUAAAACAAAAACAACGUUUGAGGAGAAAGUCAUUAAAACGCGUGAAUAAGAAAAUAACACCUGGCAAUAAAAGCUAAAAACCCCACAAAAUAUGAGUAACCCCUUGAAAGCAACAAACACAACAACAACAGUAACAAGUAAGCACAGCAAGCAGCUGUAUUGAAGCAGGCAGUGCUACAAAGAGAGAACGGCGAAUCACAGCCAAUGAAGAGCAAUAUUUAAAACAAGAAAUACAACAAAAACAAUAUCAGCAAAGUUGGAGCAGCUGAGCAGUUAAAGUAUACUGAAUGAAAACGGUCAAAAUGGGCUUUGAAGAGCAAUAACAACAAGAAGUGUAAUUCUAACACUAAAAUUUACCGUUAAAAUAACAAAAUCAACGCCAAAGGAGUUAAGCGCUCCACAGGAAACAGAAACUCCCAGCAGCUUUAGAAAAAACCGCGCUUUAAUACAUUACACCACGUAGGGCGGAGCAACAAUCACAAUACACACACACUCACACACUCCUUCCUCCAGCGACAUGGCGAUCAAUUUCUCCGCAUCCUUUGCGGCUUGCAUCGCCGCUGGACUGAAGGUACCGCGACAAAUAAUGUAUUGCAUCACGCAAGACACCGGCCAGCCCUAUGUGCUGUACAAGGACUCACAGGAUGGCGAACGCAAUCCGGCCGCGAUUGGCGGUUCGGCCGCGCAGUGGGGCAGCGAAAUGUAUCCGGGCAUACAGCAGCAGGCACAGCAACAUUUGCAAGCGCAACAACAACAAAAUGGACAAAACCCAGCCGCACAGAUAGCGAGCGCCGCGCAAGCAGCCGCCGCGGCGGUGGCGCAACAACAACAACAGCAGCAGCAGCAACAACAAGGCCAACAGCCGCAAAGCCCCACGGGCGAUCCGCGCGAGAAUGGCGGCGAUGGCGUGGGACGGCAGCAGGGCUCACCCUCGACGAGUCCAUAUCCGCCGCAGCAGCGCGUCAACGGCGGCGGCCCACCCGACGAUGAUGUCACCAUGAAUCAGGUCGCCAACCUGCAGGCCAGCCAACAGCAGAACUCGGCGCAAUCCAAUCCAAACCAAAGCAACAAUGACCCGCAACAACACCAGAGCACGGGCCGCGAUGGCGGCGCGGGGAAUCCACAGCAACAGCACGUACAGAAUGGCGGUCCGACGCAACCGGGCCAACCUAACGAUAACUUCCAAACACCGCAGGGCGGUGAACUCGGCGGCUACUAUGCGCCACGUCAUCCAGCGCCGCAAGGCGCCAUGCUGCCGCCACCCGGCUUCCCAGCAUUACACUAUCUCAAUAAACCGGUGUUGCCCGGCAUGGCGAACGCCAUGGAACAGAAUGGCGGUCUCGAGGGCUACGCCAUGCCCGAGCUGCUGCCAGGCGGCGCCGGCGGCGGUGGUGAUCAGCAAGGCAAUAAUGGUCCGCAGAACGGCGGCGCUGGCGGUAAUGGCGGCAAUGCACACAACAGCGGCGCAAAUGGCAGCGGUGGGGGUGAAGGUGCAGUCGGCGCUGCAGGUGGCGCCGGCAAUGGCAAUGGCGCUGGCACUGGCACGGGUGGUGCUGGUGGUACGGGCACAGGUACUGGCACCGGCAGUGGACGCGGUCGCCAUCCAAAUCCGAAUAAACCGCCAAAACCGCACAGCGAUUUGCGUUUGUUCAAGUGUUUGACCUGCGGCAAGGAUUUCAAACAGAAGAGCACACUACUGCAGCACGAUCGUAUACAUACCGAUGCGCGUCCGUAUCCAUGUUCGGAGUGUGGCAAACGUUUCCGUCAACAAUCGCAUCUGACACAACAUUUACGUAUACAUGCCAAUGAGAAACCGUUCACGUGCGGCUAUUGUUCGCGCAGCUUCCGUCAGCGGGCGAUACUCAACCAACAUAUACGCAUCCAUUCGGGUGAGAAGCCCUACGCAUGCCCAGAGUGCGGCAAGCACUUUCGCCAGAAGGCCAUCCUCAAUCAACAUGUGCGCACCCACCAAGAUGUCUCACCGAAUCUUAUCUUCAAGAAUGGCCCACAUCCGACACUGUGGCCACAGGAUGUACCAUAUCCGGGUGAUGAGACUGAUACGAAGAAUGAUAUAGCCGGUGGUAGCGGUUAUCAUGACGAGGAUUCACAGGGUACGCCAGACGGCAGCGGCGGUAUACAUUAUCCGUCAUACUUUAAGGACAGCAAAGGUAAUAAGAACUGGCAAAAGAUCUUGCCAGAUGUGCUGCAGCAUAUCGGCGUGCGGCCAGCCAACAUGCCGCUCUACGUGCGUUGUCCCAUCUGUGACAAGGAGUUCAAGCAGAAGACGACACUGCUGCAACACGGCUGCAUACACAUCGAGUCGCGCCCGUAUCCGUGCCCCGAGUGCGGCAAACGCUUCCGACAGCAGUCGCACCUAACGCAACAUUUACGAAUACACACGAAUGAGAAGCCGUUCGGUUGUUUGUAUUGUCCGCGUUUCUUCCGACAGCGCACCAUACUGAAUCAGCAUAUUCGUAUACACACCGGCGAGAAGCCGUACAAAUGCGCGCAAUGCGGUAAAGACUUCCGUCAGAAGGCCAUACUGGAUCAGCACACACGCACGCACCAGGUAGGUGAUCGUCCAUUCUGCUGCCCAAUGCCAAAUUGCCGACGUCGCUUUGCCACCGAGAACGAGGUGACCAAACACAUCGACAACCACAUGAAUCCGAACACGACAAAACGGCCACGUCAAAGCAACACGAAUAAUCCGAAUGCGGCCAAUGCCAACAAUCCGAAUGCCAACAGUCAUGCGGCCGCCGCCGCCGCCGCAGCCGCUGCCAAUCAUCUGAUGAACGAGACCAAGAAUGCGGCACAACAAUUCCUCAACAACAAUAAUCCGGCUGCGGCUGGUGGCGACAAUAAAGCGAAUAUUUUGCCACGCGCCAUGGCGGCCGUACAGAAUGCGGCCGUGCAACAGUCGGUCGUCAAGAAUGAAUUGUACUUCCCGCAGUGUUAUGGACCGCCGUUCCAGCAAACGUUUCAGACGCAGGGACAGCCCACAGCGGCGCAUAGUGGUGGCGCCGCCUCACAGCCCCCCGUCAAUGUGACGGUGCCGAAUUCGGUGGCGCCCGGUGUGGUGGUGCAACAGAACACGCCCACAUCGGUGGUGGCUCAGUGACAUCCCACCACUGCGACAGCAGCCGCUGCAGCAGCGGCGGCCGUGGCGGCAGCAGCAGCAGCCAAUAAUGCCGGCACACAGCAAGGUGGCGGUGGAGGAGGCGGCGUCGGUGUCGUGGUGCCGACAUCAGCACAAAGUGCAACAAACAACAGCGCUGCGGCGCAACAACAGCAAAAUCAACAACAACAACAGCAGCAGCUGCAACACCAGCACGCGCAACAUGGCCUAUCACCGCCACAAACAGUUACACUCUCCAUCACAUUGCCACCGGUGGCGCCACUGCCGAGCGCUGCCGCCGCAGCAGCAGCCGCAGCGGCCGCUGCAGUCGCGCAUCAUCCCGUGCAGGCGCAUCAGGCAUCGCAUGUGGGCGGCGGCGCCAAUCUAUGCGGGCCGCCCACACAUCUGCCGCCAGCGCAUAGCGGCGGUGGAGGUGGCGCCUUAGGCGUUCAACCACCACCGCCACCACCACCACACACACUGUCACACGCUAUUCCUAUACAUCCCCAUAUACACUCAAUAUUCGGAUCUCUAUGAUGUCAUCAAGCAGCAGCCUAAUUGUAUGAAGAAUACGAGUAUAAUUGAGAAGCCAACAAAAAAACUAUAAACAAUAAAAACAAUAACAAUUAUGUAAGAAAACAAAAACAUCAAUGUAUGCGCAGUAAAGGAAGAAUGCAUAACAUUCAUAUAACAAUAACGGUACAACUAGGAAACCACUCAAACAACAGCAAAGCGCACUCAAACUGACAGCUGUUGAGCGUGCGCUGCAGCUGAACAUGAAUCGCGCACUCGCACGUACCAUAUAUAGGCCUGUAGCGUUUGAAAAUUAAAACGAACAACAUUUAGUUGAAGCACUACUACAUAUGCAAUUAAUUUACCGUUAUUAAUUAUAUGUUUUUGUUAACGAGUGAAAAUAGUAAAACACGCGCGCGGCAGUCGGUGUAACUUUGCGUAAAAAAUUCUCUGAAAUUUUUGAAUUUUGAAAAAAAAAAAGUUACCGUUAUAAUACAAAGCAUAUAAAAAAGGCGCUCAAUGCUUGUGUGUAUUAGGCGCUAGCACUAGCACUACCAAUUCACCUUUUUAUACUUAUACUCCCCUUUUUCAAUACUACAACUUAAGUACGCGCGUACAGUGUGCGCGAAAACUGCGCGGACAGACUUACUUUACACACUACGUUUACAUAUUAGACACACAACGUUCUUUAAACUAUGCCGUAAUUAUUUUUUAAUUUUUUUUUUAAGUUUUUUUUCAAAUUUUUAUUUAACAGCAAGAAAUGUGAAAGGAAAUUGCAGAAAAAUGCAAAAAAAAAAUAUUUUUUAAUUUAAUUGUUAAGUAUUAUUUCUCUUCUAAAUAGGCCUGCUUAUAACUGCAUAUACAUAUAUACAUAUAUCUACCACUUUUACUUAUAAAUAUUAACUGUAAUUUCAAUAUAAUUUCUUAUGCACUUAAUUUUGUAAGCGAAAAUUAAGUUAGCGGAAGUGAGCGAGGCGUGUGCGCAAAAACAACAAAAACAGCAAAGCAAAUUUUAAUUGUAGUAAUAAUUUUAAUAUGAAAUCUAACGUUACUAUAUCUAUAUAUAUAUAAACAUAUAUUAUUUCUCAUCUACACACCUACCACUACACGUACAUAUACUCACCACACUGUCAACACACACACACAUUAAUUCUUCUUAUGAUUAUUAUUGAAAGCUUGUGAAAGCUUCGAAAAGCAGUGUGUUUCAUCCAUACAUACAUACCUAUUAUAAAUGCAUACAUACACAUACAUGUAUAAAUAUGUAGUUUUUAGCCCGUAUAACCACAACAAAAGUCUUUUCGAAAAGGACUCUAAACUUUGACUAGUUAUGAGCGAAAGUUUUUAAAACGUUUUUAAAAAGCCAAUACAGAUACAAACAAGCAAUAGCCCAAACAGAAUGCAAUAAUAGCAUAAAACAGUUAACGAAAUGGAUAAACCGAAAUGUGAGUAAGUGAAAUUUGGUGCCGUGAAGCUUUUAAGCUUCGAAAAGCUGCCCUUAAAGCUUGUGAACCUAAAAAGCAGAAUUAAAAAAAGUCACAAAAUUUUGGAAAAUAAAAAAAUUGUGAGAAUUUUUGUGUAAACUUUCAAGCUUUUAAGCUUCAGAAAAGCUGCGAAGAACUUUAUUAAAGUUUUCUAAUAAAAUAUAAAAGCGAAAUUUUUUUAAAUAAAAAAUUUGUAAACAUUUUCAAAAAGCUUCGUGCAAACUUUUAAGUUUCAACAAAGCUGGGAAGGACUUAAUUAAAGCGAUUAUCUGAAAUGAUUUCCAUUAAACUUGGACCGUAAAAAUAGUUAAAAUAAUUAAUUAAAAAAAAAAAUGUCUGCAAACUUUUAAGCUUUCAAAGGCGUCCUUGCUCUUAAAGCUAUUAACCCUCAAAAGAAGUUCUGAAGACUUUUAAAAUAAAAAACUGCGAACAUAUUUUAAAUAAAAAAUGUAUGGAAAAAUUCUAAAAACUUGAAGCGAUAAGAACUUCCACGCUUUUAAGCUUCGUAAAAGCUGCAAAGAACUUUAUGAAAGCUUUUUCGAAAGCUUGUUAGCAAUAGAAGUCUAGAAUUUGACAAAAAUUAUAGCGGUAGUUCUUCUUAUAAGCAUGUUACUGAAAAAAGUCGUGCUUUUUUUUUGCAAACUAUUCGCAAAGUAAAAUCUCUCAGCGGCACAAAAUCAAAUUUCGCGUUUCGGUUAUUCCCAACAACAGCCAUAAUUUAACCAGAAAAUCAAAUUUUCUACAUUUUUAACAAACUUAACACACACGUUCACACAGACAACAAUAAACACUCACACACAUAAGUAUGUAGUAUAUGACUUCUACUAAUUAUGCUAUGUACUAAGCAACACUUACUUCUCUAAGAAAAAAGCAGCAAAAACUAAGGAAUUCGUAAAUUUAGUUUUAGAAACAGUUACUUUCGUAUAGUUUUUUUCGCUUAAGUGAUAUGAAAAAUCUUCUAAUAUAUAUAAACUUUUAUGAUUUACCAAUAUUAACGAUACCCAAGCAAGCAUACUAUAGUUAAGACAAGCAGCAAGCGACUGCUUGGUGGUUACGUUGGCGUAUGAGUAACCGAGAGUGAGGCACUUAGCAGCAGCAGCUGAGUAUGUAGUAGUAGCUGAGUGGUGAACUUGAAGCAAGUGUCAAGCGUAUGACUUUUACUUUACGUUAAAUUUAGUGCUUAAGUUGAACUUGAUACUUUAUUUUAUAUAAAAAAAAAAUUGAGGAGAAGUAUAUGAAAAUAUUAUUUUAUUUUAUUUUAUUUGAAAAAUAUUUUUAUAACAAAAAAAAUGAGUUUGUCACAAAAAAGUAUGCAAUUAUUGUUUUUUUUUUAAUUUUGAAUUAUUAUUAGCAACUUUAAGUUUUAUUUUAACCAAACAACUUACAAUAAUGUAAUAUUUUUUUCACAGCAAAUUGUGAUUUAAUUACUUUUUCAUGCCUUAUUUUUAAUAAAUUUCCUACAAUUCUUAUUUAUUAACAAAAAAUAUUUUACAAACAAAAACAAAAAAAAAAUUUGCAAGUUUAAAGCGUGAAUAAAAAAAUAUAAAUGUACGCAUAUGUCUUCCCAAUUGUAAAUUA